Prosopis cineraria is the source of this 1132-nucleotide messenger RNA. RefSeq lists its product as uncharacterized. The record is from RefSeq and is a predicted model, not a curated record. The transcript is spliced from 10 exons. Lineage: Eukaryota; Viridiplantae; Streptophyta; Magnoliopsida; Fabales; Fabaceae. The coding region runs from base 31 to 834 and encodes 267 amino acids.
AAAAUACACAACUGAAAGAAGUGAAUAGUUAUGAAGGAAACAUCUAUGGCGGGAACGGGAAGUGAUUCACAAAAACAUCUCUUGAGCCUAAUCCGCAAUUUCGCCGCUGAGAAAUCUCACGGAGAGAGAAGAGUAACUACGCUGAAAAAGCGAAUUGAAGAACUCAAAUCUGAACUUAGCGCAACCAAUGCGGAGCUUGAAGUUGCCAAACGCGGCAAAGAACUCGUUGAACAGGAGCUUAAAGGCUAUGAAGUUCAACUGUUCUUGAGUGAAGCGUCGGUUCAAACUCUAGAGUCACGGGUGUCUCUUAUUCAAGAUGAGAUUUCAACUGUUGGAUCUCAUUUGGAAAUUAUUAAGAAUGAAGAGGCAGCAUUACGUGAGGAAUUCAUAGGUCGUAUGCUUGAGUUGAAUGCUAGAAUAAGGAAAUUCCAAGAGAGCAUUACUGGCAACAUUGACGCAGUAGAUUCUGCAACUCCCACAGAUACGCCACGAGGAAUCAUAAAAGGCGACGAUACCAAAGGUGCUUUAAGCGCUCUUGAAAAUAUGCUUACAGAGAUUACAUCUCAAACAGCUAAAGAGGAAGAGGAAUACAAAUCAGAACAGAACAUUCACAAAAACGUGCUACAGGAGUUGAAUAAUUCUGAAAGAAAGUUGUCUUUAUUGGACAACAUUAUCGAAGAAACAAAAGCAUUGCAUGAUCUGACCAUGCAGACUUCUAAAUUAGAAGCAGCUUACAGUUCUCUUGGCGAGGAAUUUCAAAGGCGAUGCAUGUGUCCCAACUGCCAUGCGGACAUUUCGGAGACUGUCAGUGAACUUCUUCAGCCAAAUAAAUGAGAGCUGAUCUUCAGAGAAGAUUAUAACGUCUCGUGUUGAAGAGUCCAAGACUUGAAGGAGUAAACAAAGAAAGUAGCACGCUCCUACUUCACUGACUCAUAUCUGUCUUAACAGCCAUCAUCGGACUGUCUUUGCCAUUCUCUCACUCCAUCUCACCUGCACCUUCCUCCAGGCAUUGGAUUUUCCUUUUUCUUCUCUUGUCAUUUGUUUUAAAUCUGGAUUUUCCUUUUUCUAUCUCGGAAAAUGAAGUGAUGGUUGUAAUUUUGAUUUCAUUGAAUAAUGGUUACUAUUUCAGGAA